This is a messenger RNA of Diversispora eburnea, 654 nucleotides long. The record is from the annotation of a GenBank genome assembly. NCBI's taxonomy places the organism in Eukaryota, Fungi, Glomeromycota, Glomeromycetes, Diversisporales, Diversisporaceae.
AUGUCAUCCUCAAGUUUGGCUAAUGCUUUAUUGCGUGAUAUUAAUUUAAACACCGAUGCGGAACAUCGACAGGAGUAUUUCGAUUUAGUAGCGGCAGCUGAUGAACUGGCACUUGUAGAACUUGUUGAUUAUAUACAAGAACACAUUAUUUUAAGUGAAAAAGGAUGGCUGCUCGAAAAUUUUGUUCAAAUCUUUCAGAAAAUAUCCUCAUAUAAGGCCUUACGUAAACUUCAAGAUUAUUGUGCAGAAUUGAUAUGCAAUGAUCCUUCAGAAGAAUUUCAUAAACGUUGUGAUUAUAAAGGUACAAAUGUAGUUGUAGUAAAAAUACAAGGAUCACCUAUUGUAGUGGGUGGAUAUAAUCCACUUGGAUGGACUUCAUCAAAUGAUUGGAGACAAACCACUGAAAGUUUUAUAUUCUCACUUAGCAAAGAUCACAAAUCUGCAAUAAUAAGUCGAGUAAAAAAUCCAAGAUGCGCAAUACGUGAUACUAUUUCCAAGCAAUGGAUUGGAUUUGGAGUAGGAGACCUCCAUUUUCUUGAUGGAGUUUGUACACCACAUGAUUACGAACACAGAAUUCUUGAAACCACAAAAUUUUUGGUAGAAGAUUAUGAAGUUUUUCAGGUUUUAAACAAAGUGAAACCAGUUAAUACAUAA